AUGUCGAAACUUACCAUCGUCGAGACACUCAUCUUCCCCCAUGGAACCUUGGCCGUAUCUCCCGUCAUUGGCGAGCCGCUGCUCUCUCAACAACUUCCCUCUGGAUGUGUCUUCCCUCAAUCCCCUUCGACCGUGCACUCACAGAAACCCGGCCCGACGGUCCAGAACAUAUUGGCGCAGUUUUCCGCUUUGAUAGAGCGUUCUUCUCCUCGAGGAAUUUCUAUUCACAUCAACAAGAAAGACACGCUCGAGCAUGACGAACCGCUGCUCGAGCUGUUGCUACAGUCCUCCAAGCGCUGGGAACAGGUGAAAAUGUGGGUAACUGAUGCGACCUACAGGCAGUUUAGUCCAAUCAAAGGUCGGCUACCGCGUCUACGGUCGCUGGAAUUUUCAUUCAAUAGGGGACUUCAGAACGUCCCCUUCGUUGAUUUAUUCGAAAAUGCACCCAGGUCAGAAGUGGUCUCAUCUCCAUUUCUCGUCAAUUUUCCCUUGGCGCAACUCGCGUAUUUCGAACAAGAUCUGCUACACCCUAUCUUAUUGCAAUCGCUCUUGCCUGUAGCUCGUUGCCUGCAAGCAUUGGUGUUUACCUCCCGAUCCGCGGCCUUCGACACAUUCCCCGAACUCAACGCAGGCCCCUUCACGAUCAACACACUCGAAUGUCUCAUUAUCAACUUCUUCGGCGGACAAGAUUAUUCUCGACUGGUCGAUAUAUUGAUUCUUCCUGUGCUCACAGAAUUGGUCAUCAGGUCUUUCGCUGAACAGUCCAUCAUCUCGCAUGUUACCGACAUGUUUCGUCGCUCGCGCCCAAAUUGGUUCUUCACGAUGAAGCCCUACUUUGCGACAAGGAGGUAG
This is a messenger RNA of Cyclocybe aegerita, 852 nucleotides long. Lineage: Eukaryota; Fungi; Basidiomycota; Agaricomycetes; Agaricales; Hemipholiotaceae. The record is from the annotation of a GenBank genome assembly.